GGCUUGCUUCCCAGUCAGGACAACCAAGACACCUUUUAGCAACGAAGUCAAUGAGUUAAAAAACAGCUUUUAGCAUGGUUGGAGGAAGGUCUCCUGCUAACUUAACAGUAGCGCUUACAUUAUCCUUGGCCUGCAUUUUAAGCGGGUCAGUGGUUUGGAGAAGAACAAGAGAGCAGGAGGAAGCAGCAUUACAUGUGUACGGAAAUAAUUUAGACAAGAAGGAAAUGGCCAAGAACUUAAUCUUGUGGUUACAUGGGCUAGGAGAUUCAGGCCCCAACAAUGUGCCCAUAAGGAACUUCUUCUCUGCUCCCGAGUUCGUCAACACAAAGUGGCUGUUCCCCUCUGCACCAUCUCAGAGAGUUACCUGUAACAAUGGAGUUACGAUGCCGGCAUGGUUUGACCUCUAUGAGAUACCGGUCACAGCUGAGUCUCCUAAAGACGAGGAAGGAAUUUUGAAAUCUGUUGAAAAGGUACAUGAAAUGAUAGACAAUGAGAUAGCAACUGGCAUCAGUCCCAAGAACAUUUUUGUCUGUGGCUUUAGCCAAGGGGGUGCUUUGACUUUAGCAAGUGCAAUGUUGUACCCAAAAACUCUUGGAGGAGCUGCAGUGUUUAGUGGUUGGGUGCCAUUUAAUUCAUCAUUUAUUGAAAAGAUCUCCCCUGAGGCAAAACAGACACCAGUUCUGUGGUCUCAUGGAAUGAGUGACAAUGUAGUGGAAUUCAGUGCAGGCCAAGCUGGGCCACCAUUACUUGAGCGUGCUGGUGUCAAUUGCCAGUUCAAGGCUUAUCCUGGUCUUGGCCACUCACUUAAUUCAGAAGAAUUGACUUCUCUGCAAUCUUGGAUCAAGAAUCGCUUACAGUCAUCUUCUCAAUGAUUUUUUAUGAAUUGUAAAACUGUUUCCUUACUAAAUACCAGCUGGCUUAUGCCAAACUGCCACCAUCUUAGGUUGGAAAACUGAUAUACAUUUGGCUUCAAUCUCUGAAGUGAAAAAAGCUUUUUUUAACAUAAAUGCUCUGUAAAGUGUGUUUUCCAAUGCAGACCAAAUACUUGACAACAUUGUGUGGUAUGCAUAUUUAGCUCGACAUAAUUUAGUUACAAAGUAAACAAGAUUUGCUA
This is a messenger RNA of Cryptomeria japonica (Japanese cedar), 1114 nucleotides long. Its product is annotated as probable carboxylesterase Os04g0669500. The transcript is spliced from 6 exons. Gene Ontology annotation, biological process: protein depalmitoylation. The record is from RefSeq and is a predicted model, not a curated record. NCBI's taxonomy places the organism in Eukaryota, Viridiplantae, Streptophyta, Pinopsida, Cupressales, Cupressaceae. Bases 75 to 872 code for a protein of 265 amino acids. Gene Ontology annotation, cellular component: cytoplasm. Gene Ontology annotation, molecular function: palmitoyl-(protein) hydrolase activity; carboxylic ester hydrolase activity.